AUCUAUCUCGCAAAAUCGGCGCUUCCCUCCUAAGUAGUCCUCCUCCUGAAUUCGGACUCGCACAGCUCUUCCCUGAACCGUCACCUGGUCGCGCAAGCAGGCUUUACUCCUACAUGUCCUGCGUGCCUCGUUAUGCAUGCAUUUCUCCAAAACUUACCAGCAGCUGCUGCUCACUCUUCCACCAGAGCUGAGGGAUAGCGCGAUCGAAUAUCGCAAGCUCAAGAAGCUGAUUAACCAGGUCGUGACAGAGCUUACAUCGCUCGGACUUGCCCCAGAGGUUCUUCACGAUGUCCUGCAGCCAGGAAGCGCCGAGUUGACUACUCCUCGAACAAUAAAAGUCAAUGAGCAGGAUGUCGAGGUCAUAUAUGAGCUGAGCAAUGUCGAGGACCACAUUGAGCCUCGCCUGCGUCUACGCAUCGAGUCACACGACCAACCCGAGGUCACUGCCUCGGCCAGGGAAGCGGAUGUUUCCCUUCUGGAUGACGGCCUAGAGGUCGGGGAUGAGCUUGCGACAUUAUUUGCGGGUGUUGGCAUCGGUUCGGAUGGCAUUCUUAGCACAGACGAGUCUGUCCUCAUCUCACCCGGAGUCGCGGAAGCCGCAGCGUCAGCCAGCUCGCUACACGAUGCCCACGAAGUCGUCAUACCCCUCGCCUCCGACUCGGCCUUCUACCAACUCCUCACGCAGGCCCUCCAGAUCCUCAGCUCCCGCCUGACCGCCGUCCGGCUCGACUUCGAGUCGAAGCUGCACGCCCUCUCCCGCAGCAUCUCCCUCGCCGCGCGGCCCAUGUCCGCCACGCACUCCUUCCGGGCGCACUCCGCGCACGCGACGAUCCCCUCCGCGAUCGACGUGCAGACGCCCUCGCACAUCCCCUUCGCCGCGGGCAAGUCCGACCUGUACGCCUGGCGCGAGAUCUUCCAGCUCUACAUGGACGCGGAGAUCUUCGAGAGCCACGCGGAGGCGACCCGCGGGGAGCGCACCAUCGAGGACGCCGAGGCGCACAUGGCGAUGUUCCUCGAGCAGCUCGACGCGCGCGAGCUCGGGAGCGGGCGGCGCUUCGCGGUGAAGGAGAGCCGCGACGCACUGCAGGCGUUCCUCAGCCUGAACGCGUUCAUCCUCGACCUCCGCAAGUUCCAGCAUGCGACGGCAGAGGCGACGCGCAAGAUCCUGAAGAAGCACGCGAAGCGCACGGCCCUGCCACUCCCCCCUGCGCUGGCGUCACCGUUCAUGGUCCCCGAAGGCGCGAACCCGCGGACAUUCUCGAUCGUGUUUCCAACGACAGGCGGGGCGGCGGCGCUUGUACCCCGCUCAUCUGUGUCGCUAUCACACCUGCUUGGGCAGGCGCUGGGCGAGACCAUCCUGCCGAUAAUCCCGCACAUCGACGACUACGCAUGUCUGAUAUGCACGAACAUCGCCUUCAAGCCGAUCCGAUUGUCUUGUGGACACCUGUUCUGUGUGCGAUGUUUGGUAAAGAUGCAGAAGCGCGGCCAGGAUCAUUGUCCGAUGUGUCGCGCACACACCGUCCUCUCUGCGAAUCGAUUCUUUGUAGCCAACGUCGACUGGGCGAUGCUCAACUUUAUGAAGGACUGGUUUCCGAUCGAGUCGAAAAAGAAACUACGACAGAACGAGAGAGAAGUCGCAGAGGAAGAACUGGAAGAACUCGGUAUCGACAAUCCGAAUUGUAUAGUCAUGUAA
Molecule: messenger RNA, 1693 nt
Organism: Rhodofomes roseus
Lineage: Eukaryota; Fungi; Basidiomycota; Agaricomycetes; Polyporales; Fomitopsidaceae
Product: SPX domain-containing protein
Exons: 6
Coding region: 137-1693 (518 amino acids)
Molecular function (GO): metal ion binding
Source: RefSeq, a predicted model, not a curated record